GAGUGUAUUGUAGAAAAGACACCACACCGCCAGAUGUUGUUGAAUGUUUUUAAGCUGGUGAAUGUAAAAAAGAUUCUAAUUGAUCUAACACGAGCUGCAAUACACAGUAGAAACAUUGGCGACUAGUUUUGUAAAAUCAAUUUAAAAUUGAGCAAUGAACGAUCUACAAAUACCAAACAUUGGAUUCGGAACAGCGUCGACAGUUCAAGAAAGCUACGGUCAAGCUGAAACAGCUGUAAAAGUUGCAAUCGAUCUGGGUUAUCGCUACUUCGACACAUCAAAACUGUACUUCAACGAAAGUGAAAUUGGGCUAGCGAUCGCUCAAAAACUGGACGAAAAUGUCAUCCAACGAGACGAUAUUCUGGUGGCAAACAAAUUCUGGUGCGUGUAUGACGACUGUGCAACGAUAGAGAAGUCGUGCCGUGAAUCUUUGGAAAAAUUGAAAUUGAAUUAUUUCGAUGUGUAUUUGCUGCACAUUCCGUCGCGGUGUGUCUACAAAGGCGAGGAAAUAUUUUUCCCUUUAUAUUCGGAGCCGAAAAAUCAGAUGAGAGACACUGAUUACGUGAAAGCCUGGAAAUCGUUGGAAUCAUUGGUGGAAAUCGGUCUAGCGAAAAGCAUUGGAGUGGCCAACUGCACACAGGUUCAACUCCAACGAAUACUGGACGAAGCAACCAUUAUGCCGAAAAUCGUGCACAUCGAAUGCUGUCCGGGACUGCAUCAAAAGAAGCUCAUCAAAUACUGCAACGAUCAGAACAUUUUGGUGUCGGCUUACUGUCCGUUAAAUCGACCCGAUUUUCGGGAAUUCGCUGAGAGCUACAACAAUCACAGUGGAGUGCUGGACAUUUGCCGGAAAUACGGGAAAACGUCGUCGCAACUGAUUCUACGAUAUUUGUUUCAGAUGGGAACGAUACCCGUUCCGAAGUCAAUAACUCCAAGCCGAAUGGGUCAGUACAUUGACAUUUUUGAUUUUGAACUGACCGAUGCAGAAAUGGAUUUAAUCGAUACGUUCUACGUGGAUGAACGUUCCAUUGAUUUGGAGCAAGGACUCAAUCCGCACCAGUUUCCAUUCAUGCGCAAAAAGAUACCGGUUUCAUCCAAGUGUAAAUUUUGAAUUUCUUUUUUUUGUGAAAAAAUUCAAUUUACCAAUUGGGCUCCUUUCGGAUAUGAUUUAUCAUGCAGAACAAUCAGAACAAUCGUCGAUAUGAGUGUGGUGUACUUAAAAUUGUGCGGAUUUUUGAUCAGAGUGUAAUUAGCGUGCAAUUUAUUGAAUUAAAAAAUCAUUAAACGAGAAUCACACUUCCACUUCAGCCAUGCGCAAACAU
Bradysia coprophila is the source of this 1322-nucleotide messenger RNA. Its product is annotated as aldo-keto reductase family 1 member B1. The record is from RefSeq and is a predicted model, not a curated record. NCBI's taxonomy places the organism in Eukaryota, Metazoa, Arthropoda, Insecta, Diptera, Sciaridae. Gene Ontology annotation, molecular function: oxidoreductase activity.